Messenger RNA from Notodromas monacha, 2244 nucleotides. Lineage: Eukaryota; Metazoa; Arthropoda; Ostracoda; Podocopida; Cyprididae. The record is from the annotation of a GenBank genome assembly.
AUGCGUAAUUGGGGGGACAUCCGAGUAGAUUUUCGACGAGUGAAGCUGCGAGAAAGGCAUUGUUUCACAUUCUGUAUCAAUUUUCUCAGGCUACGCAGAAGAUUUACCAAAAAGGAAAAAGGGCCAGUGUUUUAUUUUUGUAAUAUCAGAAAAGGAAAACGAAAAAUGCCGUUAAAGUGGGGCAUUGUAAGUUGCGGUAAAAUUGCGGCCGAUUUCGUUUGCGCUCUUCGCACGAUUGACGGUGACGAGCAUCAUGUGGUCGCUGUCGCCGCUCGACACCAAGAUCAUGCUCAAGCUUUCGCUGAAAAGUUCCGCGUAGCCAAAGCUUACGAUUCUUACGAAAAAUUGGCCGAAGAUCCGAAUGUUGACGUUGCUUACAUCGCGAGCAUCAACCCUAUGCAUUUCCCGCUUGCGAAGCUGAUGAUUGAAAGCAAGAAAAACGUGUUGUGUGAGAAGCCCAUGUGCAUGAACUAUAAGGAAACAGAGGAGUUGAUCGCCUUGGCUCGACAGCAUAACGUGUUUCUUAUGGAGGCUAUAUGGAGUCGAUUCAAUCCAGCUUAUUUGAAACUAAAACAAGAAAUAGAGAAAGGGACUAUCGGCGAGGUUCUAAGCGUUUAUUCAACGCUUGGAAUGCCGAUAGCGAAUGUCCCGAGGCUGAUGAGUAAGGCUCUCGGUGGUGGUGCAAUGUUGGAUAUCGGAGUGUACAAUGUGCAUAUUGCGACCUGGGUAUUUGGAACAUCGAUGCCACGUGUUGCUUCUGUCGGAUAUUUGAAUGACGAAGGAGUCGAUCGGAGCUCGUCCAUGACUCUGCUCUAUCCUGACGGUAAAUUUGCAUCUUCGGUGACUCAUACGGAAGUCGAGUUUCCAAACGAAGCUUACAUCAUCGGAACGAAAGGUUUUCUACGACUGCCAAAGCCAUUUUGGUGCGCCACAGAAUUGGUGACCCCGUACAAAAGGUUCUCGUUUCCUGUUAAAGAAUCUGAAUGCCACUUCCCAAGUGGCUAUUUAUUGAGAUAUGAGGCUAUCGAAGUUAAAAAGUGCAUUGACGAAGGUCUGAAGGAGUCUCCAUUGCUAACCCUGGAUGAAUCUUUGCUGAUAGCCAAGAUUAUGGAAGAAAGUCGGAAACAGAUGGGAGUCCUAAGCGCGAAAACAAAUUUUCCUAUGGAUCCGGAUCCGGUUCCGUCUAUUGGUCGAGUGGAUGAGAUUGGCGAUGAUUUAGAGAGAAUUGGCGAUGAUCCGAACGCUGGAUUAUUCGAUGACAAGGAUGAGAUGCUGAGAUUUGUUCAAAGCCCUGGAGUAGAGCGAGAACUGGACGAUGAUGAUCGAAACUCACGCAUUCCCGGAGCACAUUCUAUUUGCAACCUAAGCCAGCUGUCGAAAUGUUUGCAGCACUCGGGGAAUCAAAAUGACGACGCAUUGGCGAAUGAUAUUGACAUCAAAUCUGGCAACACGGACAGCGAAGAAUCUGAUGACGAUGACGACGACGACGUUCAAGGCUCUAAAAUUGAAGGGUCUUACAAUCCGGCGGAGUAUGAGAAUUUACCCGUCAGUGGAGAGAUCAAAUCAUUGUUUCAGUACAUAAUGCGGUAUACACCACAAACGAUUGAACUGGAUCACCGUCUGAAGCCCUUCAUUCCGGAUUAUAUCCCCGCUGUCGGUGAUAUUGACGCUUUCAUUAAGAUUCCGAAGCCCAUGGGUGGGGUACAGGCCAAGGCCAACACGAUUGCCGAUGGCGGAACGCUUGGUCUGACGUGUCUCGAUGAACCUGCUGCGAAGCAAAGUGACCCCACCGUUCUCGAUCUUACUUUGAGAGCCGUUGUGAAACAGACAUCUGCCAAAGCUGUGGCAGUCAAAACAGUGGAGGAAGCAGAGAAAAAUGCGAAGUCAAUCGAGAAAUGGAUCAAGGACAUCUCUGAUUUGCACCGAUCAAAGCCACCUCCCACAGUUCAUUAUUCCAAACCCAUGCCUGAUAUUGACACACUUAUGCAAGAAUGGCCUGCGGAUUUUGAAGAAGCCUUGCGAGAAGUUGGAAUACCAAACGCGGAACUGGAGUGUACUUUGCAAGAGUACACUGAUUUAACAUGCGGGUUGUUGGACAUCCCAGUGUACAAGAGCAGAAUCCAGUCUCUGCACGUUUUAUUCACGUUGUUCUCCGCAUUCAAACAAUCUCAGCAUUUUCAAGCAUUCAACAAACAGCCGGGAGAGAGUGUUGGAAUCGAACCCGACCGUUUGGUAUUCGAAUGA